GAGCGCCAGAGUGAUGGGACCCAAGUGAGGUACCAGCAGCACCGCGUCACUCUCCAGGCAGGUCGGGACAGGUGUGAAGGAUGGCGUCCUGCUCUGAGAUCUGCGGCUCGGAGUACCAGAGCGGCGCGGUGAGCGGGCACCAGUACGGGGUGCGCUCCUACCUCCACCAGUUCUACGAGGAGUGCACCGGCUCCCUCUGGGACCGCGAGGCCGACUUCCAGACCCAGAGAUCGCCCAAUCGGUGGAGCUCGGUCCUCUGGAAGGUGUGUGUGGUGCUGGGUAGCCUGAUCAUGUUGGCGGGGCUGGUGGUGCUGUUCGUGGGCUACGCCACGCCGCCGCGCAUCGAGGCCUUCGGCGAGGACGAGCUGCUCUUCGUGGACGAGCGCGCCGUCAGCUUCAACCGCGCCCUGGACGCCUGCAAGCUGGCGGGUGCCAUCCUGUUCUGCGUGGGCGGCGCGGGCAUGGCCCUGGGGCUGCUCCUGGCCGCCUUCACCCAGGCGGGCGCCUCCAAGGAGGAGCAGCAGGUGCAGCAGCGCUUCCGCGACCGGCUGGCGGAGCUGCAGUCCGCCAUCCACCCCGUGACGCGCGCGCCCACGCCGGGCGACGCCAAGGUGCCCGUCACCCUGUCCAGGGUGCAGAGCGUGCAGCCGGGCGCGGGAACCUGACCGCGUCGGUAGAACACUAGAACUACACACACACGCACACACGCACAC
Messenger RNA from Sardina pilchardus (European sardine), 713 nucleotides. It is a transcript of the gene nrsn1, whose product is annotated as neurensin 1. The record is from RefSeq and is a predicted model, not a curated record. NCBI's taxonomy places the organism in Eukaryota, Metazoa, Chordata, Actinopteri, Clupeiformes, Clupeidae. Gene Ontology annotation, cellular component: neuronal cell body; neuron projection; transport vesicle. Bases 81 to 665 code for a protein of 194 amino acids. The transcript is spliced from 3 exons. Gene Ontology annotation, biological process: nervous system development.